Molecule: messenger RNA, 1908 nt
Organism: Silurus meridionalis
Lineage: Eukaryota; Metazoa; Chordata; Actinopteri; Siluriformes; Siluridae
Gene: hnmt
Product: histamine N-methyltransferase
Exons: 8
Coding region: 400-1278 (292 amino acids)
Molecular function (GO): N-methyltransferase activity
Source: RefSeq, a predicted model, not a curated record
GUGUGUGUGUGUGUGUGUGUGUUACUGCUCAGUUUAGCCCUUAAGAUGGCGGCUGGGUUUCCUCCGGUGAAGAGGAAGCAGUGAGGGUAAUCCCUGUGUGUGUGUGUGUGUGUGUGUGUGUGUGUGUGUGUAAUGAGACACAGCCCAGCAGUAAAAGUGUUCAGGGCUGUGGCUUAAAUCCCACACUCCGAGAAGAUCAGAAGACAACGGGUGUGGAUCUGCAGAGACCAGGAGAAGAUCCGAGAGAGAGAGAGAGAGAGAGAGAGAGAGAACAGAGGAGGUAAAGAGUAAAAACUCACAAAAGUAGAAACGGCCCAUGAAAAAGCUUAAGAACUGUUUUGAACUGUUUUGGCGACUUUUCCUCACAACAUCCAGCGUAUUGUAAAAGUCCUUAGGAACAUGGCGGUUCAGAUCCGGAGUCUGGUGGAAGAUUACUCCAGAUACCUGAAGGCCUUCGAGUUGUUUCUGGAGCGCUCGUCUGAACACCAGAGUAUGAGGGACUUCAUCAAUAGUACACUUCCUGACAUCCUGACCACAGUUGGAGCAGGAAAAUCCACCCUGAAUGUGAUGGGAGUGGGAAGUGGAUCAGGAGACAUCGAUCUGGAAAUUCUCGCACAGCUGCACGCUAAACAUCCCGAGGCCAGAGUGGAGAACGAGGUGGUGGAGCCCAGCGGGGACAUGCUGUACAAAUAUAAAGUUUUAGUAGCGAAGACACUGGGCCUGGAUCACAUCACCUUCAAGUUCAAUAAGAUGACAGCUUCUGAGUUCGAGAGCGACUGGAAGCAGAGAAACACAGACAGGAAGUUGGACUUCAUCCACAUGAUCCAGAUGAUGUACUAUGUGAAAGAUCCAGAGGCGACGGUUUCCUUCUUUCGAAGCUUACUGCACAAAGACGGCAAACUCCUCAUCAUCCUGGUCUCAGGACAGAGCGGGUGGGGCAGGUUAUGGAGAACCUACCGAGCUCAGCUCUGCAAGACCGACAUCAGUCAGUGCGUCACGACCGGAGACAUCAGGAACUUUCUGGACGCUGAAGGAAUCCCCUACCAGAGCCACACCCUCGUGUCUCAGAUGGACAUCACUGAGUGUUUCACAGCUGGAGAUGAGAAAGGGGAGCUGCUGCUGGACUUUCUGACUGAGGUACUGGAGUUCAGUAAGAAUGCUUCUCCGGAGCUGAAUGCUGGCGUUCUGGAGCUUCUCAAACACCCCGAGUGCAGCCGAGAGGUGGACGGUAGAAUCAUAUUCAACAACAACCUCGAGGCCUUGGUGCUCAGCCCAUAAAGCUGAAACAGGAAAACUUACAACGAGAUAGAUUUCAACAACGAAUCAAGUUUACACAAAUCUUGUAUUUGUUUUAUAUCUGCAACAUAGAGAAUAGAGUGUAGAGUACCUGUGAGAAGUGUGGAAGCACAAAGUCUUUGGUGGGUUUUCAGACACAUGCGUGUUCCUCUGCAAGAACUUUUUUGUCCAAACAAAUCUAUAAAUGUCCAGAUGUUCCAUUUUAGUUUAACUGAAAAAUCCUCCCUUUUACAAUUUGUUUCUCCAAACAUUCAGCUGAAAUAAUUUGUCUUGCCUCUUGUGGAACUCGCCAAAGACGUUCUUCACUAGUUCUUUAUGAUCCAGUUCAUCCCAUUUAGUUCAGUAGGAUUUAUCUUCAGUGACUGGGCCGUGAUAGAUAUCACUCCAGACCACUACAGAACUCGGAUCAUCUGCAUGAGUCUCAAAGACCACAAGACUCCACAAGUUUCCACCCUUUUUUUCACAGGCUCUGUAAGUAAUAUAAAACACAAUCAUUCAUGGAAAUGUGUGAAUUAACCGAUUAGACUGUGAAUUUUGCUUUAUAAUGAGACGGACUGUGAGUGUAUUUGGCAUUAUGAACAAAUACCUAAUAAAAUAAUAUAAAAAAAAGAA